This is a messenger RNA of Wyeomyia smithii (pitcher-plant mosquito), 693 nucleotides long. RefSeq lists its product as uncharacterized. NCBI's taxonomy places the organism in Eukaryota, Metazoa, Arthropoda, Insecta, Diptera, Culicidae. The record is from RefSeq and is a predicted model, not a curated record. Gene Ontology annotation, molecular function: nucleic acid binding. The transcript has a single exon. The coding region runs from base 1 to 693 and encodes 230 amino acids.
AUGUUUAAAAACAACCAUGCCGCACGUAACGAGAUGUUCGCAUGGUGUGCGAAUAAUGAAAUUCGAUGGAAAUUCAUUCCGCCACGCGCACCCCACUUCGGCGGAUUGUGGGAAGCCGCCGUAAAGUCGGCCAAAUUUCAUCUCCUCAAGGAAAUCGGAAACCACUCUCUCACUCGCGAGGACCUGAUAACGUUACUCGCUCAAGUCCAGAUGAUGUUAAAUUCACGGCCUUUGACACCUAUACCAUCACAGCCACAAGACCUAGAAGCCCUGACACCAGGCCAUUUUCUGAUUGGCACCAAUCUUCAAGCCAUAGUCGAGACCGAUCUGAAGGGAGUUCCAGAUAACAAACUCACACACUGGGAGUUGACACAAAAGCGUUUCCAGAGUAUAUGGGCACGUUGGUACCCGGAAUAUUUACAACAGCUACAAGCACGGGCUACUAAAGCAUACCGAACACCUACCGAUAUUCAGAUAGGGCGAGUUGUCAUCAUUAAAGAGGACCACGUACCACCUGUCCAGUGGCCGCUUGGACGGAUUAUCAAGACCCACCCAGGAAAAGACGGAAUAGUCAGAGUUGUCACACUGAAGACUGCGAAAUCGGACAACGUUGUUCGACCUGUCGCGAAACUUGCUUUGCUGCCCAUCCCCGACAAUCGUUAUCAAUCAGAAGCUGCCAUUAGGAACCAGUAG